Molecule: messenger RNA, 940 nt
Organism: Folsomia candida
Lineage: Eukaryota; Metazoa; Arthropoda; Collembola; Entomobryomorpha; Isotomidae
Product: peroxiredoxin-6
Exons: 7
Coding region: 154-822 (222 amino acids)
Biological process (GO): cell redox homeostasis; cellular oxidant detoxification
Cellular component (GO): mitochondrion; cytosol
Molecular function (GO): peroxiredoxin activity
Source: RefSeq, a predicted model, not a curated record
AUUUUUUUUAACUUUACAGACUCGGCCUAAUCAUAAGCAUCACUAAUCCCACUCCGACAAGCCCAUGCAGCUGGUCGUUUAAGUUGAUGAAAUAUAAUAACACUGGUCGGAAAAUAAGUGAAGUUGCUUCUCAAUAAAGAGACCGGAAUAAUUAUGAGGCUCGGCGAUACGUUUCCAAACUUCCAGGCACCUACAACCAUCGGAGAUAUCGACUUUUAUGAAUGGCUCGGUGACUCGUGGGGAAUUUUGUUUUCGCAUCCAGCCGAUUACACGCCGGUCUGCACUACUGAAUUGGGUCGUGCGGCCAACUACUUUCCCAAGUUUGUUGAGCGUGGAGUGAAAUUAAUCGCACUUUCGGUUGAUAGUUUGGAGUCGCACAAGGGAUGGGUCGAAGACAUCAAGUCGUAUUGUCCCGAACUCCGAAACAAGGACUUUCCAUUCCCUUUGAUUGCUGAUGAGAAGAGAGAAUUGGCAAUUAAGUUUGGCAUGUUGGACCCUGAUGAGAAGGACUCAAAGGGCAUGCCUCUAACUUGUCGUUCUCUGUUUGUAAUUGGACCGGAUAAGAAAUUGAAGCUCUCUAUCCUGUAUCCUGCUUCGACCGGAAGGAGUUUCGAUGAAGUUAUUCGUGUUGUUGACUCGCUUCAACUUACUCAAAAACGCAAAGUUGCAACUCCAGCGGAUUGGAAACCUGGAAAUCAUUGUAUGGUUCUGCCAACCUUAACCCCAGAGGAAGUUAAAGCCAACUUUACGGAGGAAAUUACCGUUGUACCAAUGCCAUCAGGAAAAAAUUACGUUCGCCACGUCACUUUAAACAAUAAUUGAAUUAUCCAACUCAACAAAAUGUUGUUGUAAUGACUUUUUUCUAUAUUCCUAAUUGAUGUUUCAUUCCAUUAUAGACAAUAAGAAUGAUAUUGAUCAAAUAAAUCAUAAUAAUUGGUAA